AUGGCCAGUAAGAGACCUACCUUCGACGAGCUCCCGCUGCGCAAGGACGGGCCCAGGGGCAACGCAUGGGGCCUCUGGGGCCCCGACGACCAGCUCGGCAUGCUCAACCUCCUCACCCCAGAGGUCACCGCCGCCGCGGCCCGCGAGAUUGUCGACGGCGGCCGCGUCUCCGUCAACCUGCCCCUCGGCCACCUGACCCCGCCUUGCUUCGGCCGCGCCCCCCUGGAGCACAAGGUCUGGCAGAAGACGCCGAGGAUCGUCUUUGACGACUCGCUUAGCAUCAACACGCAGAGCAGCUCGCAGUGGGACGGGUUCAGGCACUAUGGGUUUCAGAAGGAGGGGCUUUUCUACAAUGGGAAGACGCCGGAUGAUAUACGGAAUUCGAAUGCUAACAGCAUGCACGCAUGGGUUGAGAGCGGAGGCAUAGUAGGCCGCGGUGUCCUCCUCGACUACGCCGCCUGGGCGGAUUCACAAGGCCUCUCGCCUGCUAUCUUCGCUCCUACUUCAAUAACAGUCUCGACUCUGAAGCAGGUAGCAGAGUCGCAAAGAACUACUUUCCGCCGUGGAGACAUCUUGUUCAUCAGGAGCGGAUACGUGCGCGCCUACAACAAGUUGCCCGCUCCGGAGCGGUUGGCCCUGACAGAGCCAGCUGUGCCCAGCGCCAUCGGCGUGGAGAGUUCGGAGGAGACGCUGAGGUGGCUGUGGGAGAAUGAGUUUUCCGCAGUCGUGGGGGAUCACCCAAGUGUCGAGGCGUGGCCGGUGCAGAACCGCGAAUACUGUCUUCACGAGUGGCUUCUGGCGGGAUGGGGCGUCCCGCUAGGGGAGCUGUUCGACCUCGAGAGUCUGAGUGCCGAAUGCAAGAAGAGAGGAAGAUGGAGCUUCUUCUUUACGAGCAUGCCGUUAAACGUUAUCGGAGGUGUCGCAAGUCCGCCCAAUGGAAUAGCAAUCUUUUAA
This is a messenger RNA of Clonostachys rhizophaga, 954 nucleotides long. The record is from the annotation of a GenBank genome assembly. Lineage: Eukaryota; Fungi; Ascomycota; Sordariomycetes; Hypocreales; Bionectriaceae.